CCGAUGCUUCAGGUUUUAUGAAAUCCCGAAGCUCAAAUUCACCAUUAAAAAUUUUUUUGAAGGGGUUUUAUUCUCAAAAUUCGACUCAAAAAUUCAGUCUUCCCCCGUUCGAAAAAGAAAAUGUAAUUCUUGCGACCGGAAAAUUUCGUGUAGUUGAAUAUAUAAAUGAAAAAAAUGAAAAUCUUUCCGCCUUAAAA
Ambispora leptoticha is the source of this 197-nucleotide messenger RNA. The record is from the annotation of a GenBank genome assembly. Lineage: Eukaryota; Fungi; Glomeromycota; Glomeromycetes; Archaeosporales; Ambisporaceae.